ACUACUUUGUCCCAAAAAUCUUUUGUUCCUUUCAUCAAUUAGUCACAAACUCUAUCCCUCAAUCUCUCAAUCCAAGAAAAACAAUGUCCAUUCGAACAAAUCCAAUGAAAGCAGUGAAUUUGUUGUUGAAGCGCCUAAUGGAUCUUGAACAACCAGCAAAAUUGAAGAAUUUGAAGUCUGAGUUGUUUCAGAUAAGAGACCUCUUUUCCAUAGUGAAGAAAAACAAAGAUGAACUCCUUGACAUGUUAACAGUCGUGGAUGGCUAUCUUCGCAACUCAAACAUACGUAAGUUGAAGGAAGAGGAGAUUGAAAUUUGCAACAGAUUAAGGGGCAUAACUCAAAAGUUGCUACCAGGUGCUGCUUAUUCUCAAAGUAGUAGCAACACUAACACAGAAGCUGCUCAAACUGAAACAUCACAAGAAACAUUUCAGGAUGAGAAGCUUGAUGCGAGACAAGUAGAAGAGUUUAAGGUACACUAUUAUGACCUUGAUCGUCUUCAUAAACGUUUCUUCUUGUCUCUCUUGCUUUUCCCUAAAAACGCUGUUAUAAAGAAAAGCACUAUUCAUUUCUGGUGGGCAUCUGUGGUGGGUUACUUCAUGAUAGGGCAAUUUGAGUAUGUGUUUGAUUAUCUUUUCAAUGGUAAAAUGAUUGUACCAUAUGGUAAUGACAAGCGUCCAAACGUGAAAAAGUUUAAAAUAAAUCCCUGUGUGCGUCAUGCGUUGAUGAGGCAAGUGUUACAAAAUGAUGAGGAAGAACUUUGUGGAGUUUAUUCAAAACUAGUAAAAUUGCGUCGCCCCAAUACUUCACAUCGAAGUUUAAUGCUUGAUCAAAAAAAAGUUAAUCUAAGUGAUAAGUUUGGGUUGAGAUCUGAGUUUGACCAUUGGAGAGCUAUUUUCAAUGUGGGUGCUAGUUAUCUUAAUAUUGAACCCGAAUGGAUAGCAAAAAUGAAGCAUUUGGAGGUGCUUCAACUUGGUCGUUGGCUGCAUGAUUCACCCAAACAUCAUAUAGAAGUGAUGAGUGAAGAGUUUUUCAAGGAGUUGAGGCAUCAAAGGCGUUUGAAGUAUCUAAGCCUUCGUGGGAUAUCAAGAAUAUUUGAGUUGCCACCCUCCAUUUUUCAACUUGAGAGCCUAGCAAUUCUAGAUCUCAAGGCUUGUCACAAUCUAGAAACACUACCUUAUGAUAUUUCAUCAUUGAAAAAACUCAGACAUUUGAAUUUGUCUCAAUGCUACUUGUUGGGGAGAAUGCCAAAGGGGAUUGAGAAACUCACUAAUCUUGAAGUUCUCAAGGGCUUUGUAAUAGAUAGUUCUACCAAGACUCCCUAUAGAAUAUCAGAUCUUGCAAAGUUGAAAAAUCUAGAGCAACUCAGCAUACACAUAGCAAGUGGGGCUCUGAUCAAAGAUGGGGAGUAUGAAAGCUUUAAAAAAUUGGAGGCACUUGAGCAUCUCAAGAUAUCAUGGGGUGCGUCUGACAACAUAAGGUACAGUGAUAUUCAAAUGAGUUUGCCUUCGAAUUUGAAAACAUUGCACCUUGAAGGCUUUCCUGAAGAGAAUAUUCCAGAAUGGUUGAAGCCUAGUGAACUACCUAAAGUACUGAAGGAGUUAUCUAUAACAGGAGGAAAACUCAAAAGCUUGAAUCUUGGAGAAUAUGUUCACAUUACUCCAUGCAGUUUGGAUAUCGUACGUCUCAAGUACUUAAAACAUUUGAAUCUAGAGCCAAAAAAUUUGCAGGAUUUGUUAGCUUCUUUGAUCUACAUAGAAAUAAAAGGUGUUCCAAAUUUUCAAAACUCUGAAUAUUGUAGAGUGACUGAGGGGUGAAUUAAAGUACGUCUAUGUCAAUGUGCGGGUAAAUAAAUGUAUCAU
Messenger RNA from Cajanus cajan (pigeon pea), 1859 nucleotides. RefSeq lists its product as uncharacterized. Lineage: Eukaryota; Viridiplantae; Streptophyta; Magnoliopsida; Fabales; Fabaceae. The record is from RefSeq and is a predicted model, not a curated record.